AUGCGCAACAUUGUCAAUCUGGGGAUUUUCGGCAAGGGCAAGACCUCUUCUCCCAACUGUCCCCCUGAUGACCCAUCGAUCUCUUGCACCAAACCGUUGCCAUACAAAAGCUCCAGCAAGCGAAAAUCCGGGUCUGAUCUUGCUUUUUCUGAGAUGACGUUUUUUUCAAACCCAUUCUCACAAAAGAGUCAUCCUGGGAAUAACCCUCGUCCAGCGCUCGCCGAAAAGACCUUGUUCAACCAUAGUGAUAAGCAUCAAGUUCCGACCAACCCGUCCGAGGCCGAGAUACUAUCCACACAGAUUCCGCCCAUCGUGAUGGAGCGAGAGGUCUCCAACUCGCCGCCGCCGCCUCCCCUCGAUUAUUUCAAAGACCUUGCCCAUCGGGGUCCACCAAAGAGUGACGUGUUUGAAGAUGCUCACGUCGAACAUGCCCAAGAGCCUCACUCACUCACUUCUCCAUCAAGAGACCCCGGUCAAAUUUCAAAUCAUCAAUCUAAAGUUGACAUCUUUUUCAAAUUGGGGCGACGAAAGAGAACCUCCUCCCGGCGACCCUCAAACGGACAUGAGGCCUCCCUGGAACCUCCAAACAAGAGGGGGAGAAUAUCGAAAAGGUCAUCCUCGACUCUUUACACAUGGAGCGAGAGUGAGAAGGGCCACCCAGGAGAUGAUCACGCCCUCGAGCAACACCUGCUUGCCCUGAUGCAUGUCGGGCUGAACCGCGAAGAGAUAUCGCGUGCAAAUUCACUCCCAUGCUUCUCGGACAAAUAUUGGAGUUUACCAGAGUUGAAAACUUUGCUACACGAGAGGAUGGGGCUGUGGUCGGAUGAGCUUGAUCAUACAGGCCCGACCCAGCAGAUACCAGACCCGUCGAUCCAGUCACUAACACCAAACUCGUCUGCCCGGGGUGGCUCUGGUCUGUUCAAUGUUGGCAGCAUACGUGAAAAGGUUUUCGGCAGACUUUCAGGCCAAAAGACCGCGUCUGAUACCAGCUGCGAUAUGUGUAGUGAUAUUUCCCAGACAAGUUCUACUCCAUUCACAAAGCCAAAUGCCGCGUGCACAGCUGAGAACGAACAAGGCAGUGAUGAGCAUUCGCCACAGCAAGUACCUAGCGAGAGAAACAGGUCCCAGGAUGUCCUGAAUGAUAAUGAUGCUAUAUUCAUUCCUGAAGAUGGAGCGAAUGAUCCACACGACUCUGCUUUGAUGCCGACCGAGAAGUUACGACCACUCACAUGUCCCGUUGACUUUCAUGACAUCAAUCAAGUCGAAGACGACGAUUUGUUCUAUCAAACACUGGAUGCGGCCUUUAACAAUAUUAUGGCCCCGAACCUUCAGAAAAUAGCUGCUUCACGUCUGCAGAGACAUUCAUCGGGGAUGAUGACACACCAGGCUAUUGAGCAAGAAUUGGAAGACUAUGCCGUUUCUCUAGCAAGAUUGAGCCCGACCUGCCAUGGCGCCGAGAAGGACCAAGGGGGAGGGCAUCCGGCCAUCUCAGUGGCAGAUAAUGAGUGCACAAAUACAGGAAUACAAGAGACAGACCGAGCCGAGUCUGAUUCAAAAGCCAUUGAGAACGAACAUCAUGGUACCGGCUCCAAGACGCCCUGGAUGGUUGAAGGACAGCCCGGGUUGAGUUCUUCAACAGCGAACCAGACUGGGCAGAGAAAUGACUCGAUGCUAGCUGGAUUUUGGCGGAAGAACAGACUUUACUGA
Messenger RNA from Penicillium olsonii, 1707 nucleotides. NCBI's taxonomy places the organism in Eukaryota, Fungi, Ascomycota, Eurotiomycetes, Eurotiales, Aspergillaceae. The record is from the annotation of a GenBank genome assembly.